This is a messenger RNA of Triticum dicoccoides, 1852 nucleotides long. Its product is annotated as shaggy-related protein kinase alpha. Gene Ontology annotation, molecular function: protein serine/threonine kinase activity; ATP binding. Gene Ontology annotation, biological process: signal transduction; cell differentiation; peptidyl-threonine phosphorylation. The transcript has 13 exons. Gene Ontology annotation, cellular component: cytoplasm; nucleus. Lineage: Eukaryota; Viridiplantae; Streptophyta; Magnoliopsida; Poales; Poaceae. The record is from RefSeq and is a predicted model, not a curated record. The coding region runs from base 270 to 1496 and encodes 408 amino acids.
CCCCACCCCACCGGCCCACGCCGACCACCACAGCGACGCGACCCCCGCACCCGCACCCGCUGCUGCGACUGGACUGGACUGGAGUGGAGCGCACUCCAGUGGAGGCGACCCCGAGGCAGCUGCGGACCAGGCCCUCCGAUCCGCCCCGCCCGCGCCCGCCGCAGCCCUAUGUUCCGGCCGUCCACCGGAGCGCCUCGCCGCCGCAGCAACCCGGUAAUAACAUGUUCAGUGCUCUGAAGGUUUCAGAGUCAUAAUUCCGAAUCAGCUCAAUGACCUCAUUUGGUGUCGCACCGGCAUCUGGGCUGAGAGAUGCUGGUGGUAGUAGUGAAGUGGAUAAGUUGCCGGAUGAAAUUAGUAAUAUGAGAAUAAGUGACGAAAAGGAAGUAGAGGCAACAAUCAUCAAUGGGAAUGGAACAGAAGCUGGUCAUAUUAUAGUCACGACUAUCGGAGGCAGAGAUGGCCAAAGGAAGCAGACAAUAAGUUACAUGGCUGAACGUGUCAUUGGUCAAGGAUCAUUUGGUGUUGUGUUCCAGGCAAAAUGUUUGGAGACAAGUGAGACAGUAGCUAUCAAGAAGGUUCUUCAGGAUAAGAGAUACAAGAACCGUGAGUUGCAAAUGAUGCGUCUACUUGACCAUCCAAAUGUCGUCUCUCUCAAACACUGCUUCUUCUCAACCACUGAAAAGGAUGAACUCUUUCUGAAUCUUGUGCUUGAGUAUGUUCCUGAGACAGUCCACCGUGUCAUCAGACACUACAACAAGAUGAACCAACGCAUGCCACUGAUAUAUGUGAAGCUAUAUACUUAUCAGAUUUGUAGGGCACUGGCUUACAUCCAUCGCACCGUUGGUGUUUGCCACAGGGACAUAAAACCACAGAAUCUUCUGGUUAACCCACACACUCAUCAGCUGAAGAUCUGUGAUUUCGGAAGUGCAAAAGUUCUGGUGAAAGGCGAACCCAAUAUAUCAUACAUCUGCUCUAGGUACUAUAGGGCACCGGAGCUUAUUUUUGGUGCUACUGAGUACACGACAGCAAUCGACAUCUGGUCUGCUGGAUGUGUUCUUGCUGAACUUCUGACAGGACAGCCUCUGUUUCCCGGUGAAAGUGGAGUUGAUCAACUUGUUGAGAUUAUCAAGAUUCUGGGCACACCUACAAGGGAAGAAAUCAAAUGUAUGAACCCGAACUACACAGAAUUCAAGUUUCCCCAAAUCAAGGCCCAUCCAUGGCAUAAGGUGUUCCACAAGCGAAUGCCACCUGAAGCAGUGGACCUGGUUUCCAGGCUUCUUCAGUACUCACCGCACCUUCGGUCCUCAGCUCUGGAUGCUCUGAUCCAUCCAUUCUUCGAUGAGCUCCGUGACCCAAACACCCGCCUCCCCAACGGCCGGUUCCUUCCUCCCCUCUUCAACUUCAAGCCCCACGAGCUGAAGGGGCUUCCGAUGGAGAUCGCGGCGAAGCUGGUCCCGGAGCACGCGAGGAGCCAAUGCCCGUUCCUAGGGCUGUAGGAUCUGGCCUGCUGGCUACAUGUGCGAAAAGGUGCUGUCUGCCAUGCUAGCGAAUAGCGCUCCUACCUAGAGGGAGGACUAGGCGUCGGAACAAGUGAACAUGAUCCAUGUGGGUGGUGUCUGUACUGUUGCUUUGGACGGUUUGCGUGUGGUCUUGAACUGCCGGGACAAAGAGUCGGAGAAAACGACUAAGUGAGGAUUGCAGUAGCAGAAGUGGCUGUGUACGCUUUGAUUGAUGAAUUCCGUUGUAGAUGGUGGUGGUGCCAUCGACUCUUGUCCGAGUUAGGAUGGGCGUCAAAGACUUAUGAGAUAGCAUGAAAAAUUUCUACAAAACCGACAAGUAAUUGCGUUUAUCA